AUGAGCAACACCAACACCAGGUUCAGGCCCUUGAGAUUCAACAACAACAGGAAAACCAGCAGAUCCCACAAAGGCUCGCCAGUUUCCUUGGACUACUUUGACGAGGCAAUCAACCAAGAAGAACAUGGCGAUAGGUGGCUUCUAACUGAUCUCGCAAAGGCACUAAGGUUUUACCAAAAGUCCUUUGAAUACUACACUAUUUUAAACAGCAGACCUUCUACUCAAAAUGCAAAUGAACAAAACUCCUACUACAAUGCCUCAAGACUCUUGUACAACGUCUACACCGAGUUUGUUAAGCCCAACUGCAUUAACUAUCAGAAAGACUUGAAGGACAUCCAGCUCAUGUUGAGUUCAGAUAAUUCUGUUUUAAAACCAAGUUUGAAGUAUGUCUUGCUAUAUCACGAAAAUGCCAUCCAGAAGUUGAACAAAGCUGGUGAUGCAAUUAUUAUUGGUGAUGCCUUGCCUUGGGAUUUAAUAUACAAUACUUGUUUAAUUUAUAAUGAGCUUAUUGAGGAAUUUGAAUUUGACGAACUGAAUUACAAUACCAAUUCAGAAAAAUUCACUGAAAUGUUGGAUUAUAUUACCAAAUCAAUUGAGUUGGUUGUUCAUUUACUAAAUUAUCAAAUGAACGAGUUAUCAGUUUUUCUUAAUAACAUCAAUAAUAACCAAGGUGAUAUUGAUAUAACUGAGGAUAACAAUAACCAAAAUAAUAUCGCAGCCGAUGAGUUUAUAAGUCAGGAUACAAUUACUCUUGAAACUACUCUUGAAACUAUAAAUUUGGGCUAUCUAUUUAUCAUUAACAGUUAUGAUAAUAUUUUGAAUUUAUUACUAAAUCCAGUCAAUAAAGCUGGAAUUUUUGAUACUAAAUCAAUACUACUUAAAAUAGAUCAAUUUACUCAUUUUAAUGAUUUGAAAUUUAGUGAAAUUAACAAUUAUUACAAUAGACUUAAUAAUAAUAAUAAUAAUAAUAAUAAUGACGAUGAUGAUGAUAAUGGAAGCCAAUUGACUGAAAAAUUAGAGGACGACCAAAUAAAUGAAGUGUUAAUCAACAAGAGCGUUUUGAGUUCAAUUCAGAUCUUGUUGAAAUAUAUAAACUUGAAUAACGACUACUACUUCGAUAGAAAUUUAAUUGAGGGAAUAAUCUCCACCUGGAAAAAUGAUAUCUUGGAUAAUGAAAAGUUUAAAACCAAUUCAGAUAGAUAUUCAAUUUUUAGUGAUCUUUUGAUGAAUUAUAUACUACCUUUUCAGCUUGAGGAAGAUAAAUUGGAAGCACUUCAAUUAAUAAAUUUAAAUUAUAAAAUUAAUCAAGAUAUUUAUUAUCAAAGCUAUUUGAAAUUAAACAAAUUAAAUGUUAAUAGGUUAAAAUUUGAUGAUUUCAAAUUGAAAUUUAAUUUAUUGAUAAAGAUUUUGGAUAUUAAUUUAAUUCGAAGUGAUAACGAGAUUUCAAAACUUCUUUUAACUAAAAAACAUAACCUAACAAAACAUGAAAAUGAAAAUGAAAAUGAUGAAGUCACUCUUAACAAUGUUAAAAUAUUUUUGAAAAACAAUUUAAAUUUGAUCACAAACUACAAAAAUUGCAAUCAACUUCGACAAAUUAAAAUAUUUGAAUAUAAAUUGCAAAAGAUCAAACUCCAAACAUUGGUUAGGUCAUGUUUAUUAUCUUCUUCUGCUAAUAUGUCCACCAAAACCAGUUUGGAUGUUCAAGUCCACCACACAAUCUUUGGCGAUUCUGUUGAGAUUGAUGCAUUUUAUUUGUCUGUUAUUGCAGAAGAGCUUCAAAGACUUUACGAAAAUGAUAUAAAUUAUCUCACCUUCAGGAAAUAA
Molecule: messenger RNA, 1824 nt
Organism: Ascoidea rubescens DSM 1968
Lineage: Eukaryota; Fungi; Ascomycota; Saccharomycetes; Ascoideales; Ascoideaceae
Exons: 1
Coding region: 1-1824 (607 amino acids)
Source: RefSeq, a predicted model, not a curated record